AUGUCUCAACAACAACAACAACAACAACAAGGAGGUUCAGGCACAAAGGCAGAGGACUAUAAUGAUAGCGCAUUCCAGUAUUGGAUAUUGUUCUCUCUGUUGAUAGUGUUGCUGCCUAGUACAUUGUGGGCGAAGCGUCAGCUCUUCCCAAAGAAGCCAUGCAAGAAGAUCGAUUGUAGCUGUCCAGGCUGCGAGCGAAAGAUUGGCAUGAGGAUCAAAGAACAACAGCGCGAGAUAAAGUCAGUGUCCAACUACGUGCGCUUCGGUCUGCUCGCACUCCUUUGGCUGGUGUUCUUCAUCGUGCUGUUCAAGGUGGCGGGUGGCGGCAUCGCCGAGCACGAGCCAUACAACCCAUACUCGGUGCUCGGUCUGCAGACGGGCGCUACCGAGGAGGAGAUCAAGAAGACGUACAGGAAGCUCAGUUUGCUGCAUCAUCCGGACAAGGCCGUGAACAAGGCUGAGUCUGAGGAGAAGUUCAUUGCCAUCGCCAAGGCGUACACAGCGCUCACCGACCCUGCCAUCCGCGAGAAGUGGGAGAUGUACGGCAAUCCAGACGGCCCACAGCCAAUCUCGGUCGGCAUUGCACUUCCCUCGUGGUUGGUCGACAAGAACAACUCAUCGAUCGUGCUGGCUAUCUAUCUUAUCGCCUUGGUCGUGCUGGUACCCUCAGGAGUGUACUUCUGGCGCAAGAGUGCCAAGAAACUCUCGUCAGGUGUUGUCUCAGAGAACUCAAUGGGACUGUACUAUCACGUGAUCAGCGACAAGACAUUGUUAAAGUCUUUAAUCGAGAUCAUUGGCGCGUCAGCAGAGUUCAAGGAAUCGCUUCCAGAGAGGACCACGGACGAGGAGGCACUCAAGGCGCUGCACAAGUACCUGCCUACCGAGCACAAGAUCAAGAAGUUCCGCUUCAACCAACCAUACAUUGUCAAGGCCACCACACUGCUCUACGUUCACAUCUCGCGCGCUCAUCAACAUCUGCCCGAGAACCUGGCACAAGACCUCCAGGAGGUCCUGGGAAAGGUGCGCAUGCUGGUCAACGGUGCCUUCCAAUUAGUCAAGGAGAGAAGAAUGAUGGUGCCCAUCAUCGAGCUCACCAGGCUCAUUCAAUGCAUCACUCAGAGCGCAUGGGAGGAGCAAACCCUCAAGCAAGUGCCCUAUCUCGACUCCUUUGCCAUCAACUCACUCCAUUUCCGCAAGGUUCACGACAUUGCCAAGUUCAAGAGAUUGGAACCAGAGACACGUAAGGAGUACUUGCAGGAUUCGUACACAGCAGCUCAGUUGCAGGACAUUGAGAAUGUGUUGGAGAAGAUACCAACAGAGGUGGGCAUCAAGUAUCAGGUGAUCACAGAGAAGGACGGUAUCAUCUAUACAACAUCCGUCUGCACAUUGGAGGUGGAGUUCAUUGACAAGACACCAAAGAAGAAGACUAAGCAACAGCAGGCGGCCGACGAGUCGUCAGCUAGUGCUGGUGCCAAGUCCCCCUCGACAGAGGAGACAGCAGAGGAUGGCAAGGGCCAGGAUGCGUCACAGGAGAACACCUCCACCUCGCCCGUGGUAGCAGGUGGACAGAAGAAGCAGAAGGGUAUCUCGAGAAAGAAGGGACAGGCCGCCAAGGAGCGCGAGGAAAAGAAGCUGAUGAAGGAGAAGAAGGAGCGCGAGGAGCAGGAGAAGAAGGAGCGUCGCGAGCAGAGGGCCAUCGAGAGGGAGCGUCGACAGCUGGAGCGCGAUGCCAGACGUCAGGCACAGAAGAACGGCGAAGUCAUCGACGACGAGGACGACGGACUGUCGGACGACGACGAGGAUCUGCGCGACACCGAUUCGGAGCACGAGCUCUCGGACAGCGACUCGGACUGGGAGCCACCCGCCAAGCCAAAGAAGCCCAAGGCCAACGACAACUACUAUCACAGCCCAUUCGUCAAUGACGAUCGCAACAUGUGCUGGUGGAUCAUCUUUGGCGACCGCAUCAAGAACGAGCUGGUGGCCAUUGGCAAGUCAGAGUCGAGCGAGCCUGGCAACACUAUCAAGAUACAGUUCCUGACGCCUCGCGAGCCAGGCCAGUACUCCUACUCGCUGCACCUCAUGUGCGAUGGCUACAUUGGCUGCGACUCACAAUACACUCUCAACCUCGACAUCAAGCAGAAUCCCAAUCCAAUCGAGUUGCCACCAGGUCCUGGUCGUGCGCCCCAGCAGCCUCUCACCAAGAAGGAGUUGAAGGAGCAGAAGAAACAAAAGAAGCUACAAUAA
Acytostelium subglobosum LB1 is the source of this 2244-nucleotide messenger RNA. RefSeq lists its product as hypothetical. Gene Ontology annotation, molecular function: transmembrane protein transporter activity; RNA binding. Gene Ontology annotation, biological process: post-translational protein targeting to endoplasmic reticulum membrane; SRP-dependent cotranslational protein targeting to membrane. NCBI's taxonomy places the organism in Eukaryota, Evosea, Eumycetozoa, Acytosteliales, Acytosteliaceae. The record is from RefSeq and is a predicted model, not a curated record. Bases 1 to 2244 code for a protein of 747 amino acids. Gene Ontology annotation, cellular component: Sec62/Sec63 complex. The transcript has 2 exons.